Paramecium primaurelia is the source of this 1181-nucleotide messenger RNA. Lineage: Eukaryota; Ciliophora; Oligohymenophorea; Peniculida; Parameciidae. The record is from the annotation of a GenBank genome assembly.
AUGGAAAUUUGCUCAUCUAAACUUAAUUGGCUUAUUCAUAUAAAGAAAUUAUUCCAAAAAAAUAGCAUUCUAAACAUUUCAGAUCUAAUUAAUUAAUUAAAAGAUGAAAUAACUAUCGAAUGCUCUAAUCCAUAAGAUGAAUUAUUCUCUUUAGAUGAAGUUAUUGAAGAAGUUUAUAAAUUUAAUAAAAAGAGAUUAAUUUAUGAUGAUUUCUUUUAAAUUAUUGGUAAUCUACAUUAAUAGGAUCAUUAAUUAUCCACUUGUGUAAACUCAUUAGUUGAUUCUAUUAAUGAUUUAACUUUGAGUGACACUAAAGUGAAAUAAGAAAUCAGAGGAUCUUAUAAUGAUCCUACUAAACUAAUAAAAACAUAAUAAAGCAAUAAAGUUACAAGACUAUCAAGAAGUCCUAGAUUGAAAAUAGAGAAUUUAUAAGAAGCUCAGAAAAGAUUAUUAGCUAAAAUCACUGAUAUAGAAAAUGAAAUAGAACAUGUAUUUAUACUAUAUAUAUCUCAAAGCAGAAAUAAUAACAUUAAUUAAAGAAACCUCAUUAAUUAUUAAUUAAAGAAUUGACUAGAUAACUUACAUAAAAUUCAGAUGAAAUUGUUUUAAAUGGAAUAACAAAUUUUACUUUAUAAGACUUUUAUCUUGUCUUCCAUAAUAUCAAUAAAGCAAUUUUCAAUAUUUCAAUAAUGACAUUCAAAGAAAGAUGCUUAGAAAUAAGAGAAGUUUCUAUGAUAUUUAAAAAUUUAUAAGCAUUAAGCAUAAAUUGUCUUUUAAUUAAAGAACUUAAAUUAGAAGAAUUAAUAGAAUUAAAAGUAUUAUCUGUAGCUGGUAAUCAAUUAAAAAAUUUAGAAGGAUUGCCUCCUAAUUUAAAUGAACUUUAUGCUUAAAAUAAUCAAAUUUCAUCACUUUCAAAUACAUAAUUUCUAAAAAUCUUUAAUAUAAGUGGAAAUAACCUUAGUUAAUUGAAUUAAUUAACUCAUAUAAAUAAAUCCUUAGAAUUCAUUAAUUGUAAUCACAAUAUUUGUGCAAACUCCAAAGAUUACAAAAGACUGUUAUUCAAAUUUUUUCCAAAUUUAAAAGGUGUUGACAAAGAAGAUUUAUUAUAACAUUCUACUAUACAAUAAAUUGGGUUUCAUUAUAAAAAAGAUAUGAUGGAUUUUUCCUUUAGUUAAUCCUGA